AUGGAAGAGUCCUCUCAGCCCGAGCCGGCGCAAGACGUCCACAAGCCUUUCACCAAAGCCGAGCGCAUGCAGCAACUGAGCGAGAUCGACUAUGAUAUCACAAAGCUCCUCACCCUCACCAGUGACGCCCUCAAAGUCCUCACGAAGCCCGACUCUACCACGCCCAAUGGCCAAGGCGACAACGGCGCAGCGGCAGCACCCGAGAAGAGCCCCGAGGAGCAGACGGCAGCAUUCAAACAAUCGAUGGACGCCUUCCUCUUGACGCUGCACUCGGUCGACGUCCGCCUCAAGCGCCAGAUCAUGGGCCUAGAAGAGGCUGGCAUCAUCUCGCUCAAGGAGAACAAAGGCCAGGCGUCGCUGGAGCCCAACGGCAUCGGCAACAUUGGCAACCUCGACGUCGGCUGGCUCAAUAGCCGCAGCAACAAGGUCGAGCGCGACAUGGAGGCAGAGCUCUGGGAAAGGGCCAAGGAGCACCUGGAGGGCAUCUCCAGCAGCACAGAUGGGCAGGAGUCGUCCACAAAGGACAUCAAAAUGGAAGGCUGA
Thyridium curvatum is the source of this 543-nucleotide messenger RNA. RefSeq lists its product as uncharacterized. Gene Ontology annotation, molecular function: transcription coregulator activity. The record is from RefSeq and is a predicted model, not a curated record. The coding region runs from base 1 to 543 and encodes 180 amino acids. The transcript is spliced from 2 exons. Lineage: Eukaryota; Fungi; Ascomycota; Sordariomycetes; Thyridiales; Thyridiaceae. Gene Ontology annotation, biological process: regulation of transcription by RNA polymerase II. Gene Ontology annotation, cellular component: mediator complex.